GUCAUGUGAUCAGCUGUGUCCAAUCACAGCUGAUCACAUGUGACAUGUACACAGAUCAUCAGGGCACUGAUGAUCAGUGUGCCCUGAUGAUCAGUGUAGCCCCAGAAGUGCCACCUGUCAGUGUCCAUCAGUGCCUUAUGUCAGUGCUCAUCAGUGCCUCGUGCCAGUGCCCAUCAGUGCCACAUCAGUGCCACAUAUCAGUGCCUACCAGUGCACAUCAAUGCCACAUAGUGCCCAUCUGAGCUGCUUUUCAAUGUCACCCAUCAGUGCCAGUUAGUGCCACCUAUCAAUGCCAAUCAGUGCCAUCUAUCAGUGCUGCCAAUCAGUG
This is a messenger RNA of Staurois parvus, 328 nucleotides long. The record is from the annotation of a GenBank genome assembly. Lineage: Eukaryota; Metazoa; Chordata; Amphibia; Anura; Ranidae.